ACUCCUUCAUCGCUCUCGCCAAUUUGUUGUGCGUCUUAAGGUUCCGGGGCUCCAGGGGCAGAGUGCCUAAUGACGCUAUAACUGCAAAAUGCACCGUGCUGAAGCACCUACAAUAAAUAGUAUAUAGAACCCCAACAACGCCAUAAGUCUUAACUCAUAAGUCUCUCAUCCGAAUUGUCCUUCAAAUUGAAAGCAAAUCUACAAAUCUACAAAUCUACCAGACCACCAAACUUAUUCUUCAUGCCUAAGAAAAGAUUCACAUCACAGUACUCUAAACCUGCCAGUACAGUCCAUCCAUCACUCAAUUCUAAUGCUUCUGCUUCAGCAUCGGCAUCGCAAAGUACGUCCCUCAUACUGAACAAAGCCUAAUUUACCCCGCCACCCUCCUACUGAUGAUUCACACUAAUGCGCGAAUUGUGCAACAGAUAAAAAUGUUCCGUCCGUCAACGAUUUAAUAAACUCGGCCCGCAAAAUUGGUAUCUCUCCUACUGAACACCUUCGCGCCGCCUCUUCGCUCAGUCCCUCUUCUCAUACCCUUCCUCCCCAAAUCCGCCAUCUUCUCUCCCAUCCCGAAACACCUUCCCCCACUCCCCGCAGACCCAUUCACAGUCGGCGUUUUGAUGCCAACGGGCGUCGCAUCCCAGCAGGCCCUGCUCCACCCAGAAGUUGGCUCGAAGGAAGUAGGCACGCGCCUGCUGAUGUGCGAAGGCGAUUCCGUUUACAACAGAAUGGAGAAGAGGGACGGUUAUUCCAGAGAUCGGUGGAUUGUUUCCCUGGUCUGAGUGAUGACAUGAAUGGGAAUGGGCGAAAUGGGGGAAGAAGCCUGCUAGAGAUGUGUUUGAGAGGGUUGGCAAGGGAUUGGGAGGAAAUGAGUGUUUAUGAGUCGAAUAACUUGGCAAUGUUACCGGUAGGGCUGAGGAUGGCGCUGUUAAGUUAUAUCGCGGUUUAUGGGCCGGAGGAAGGGAUCGGAUUUCAAGCGUUGAAGAAGCUACUUGUUUCGCCGAUACAGGAAGAAAGUACGGGUGAAAGUACAGGUGCAUUAGAAGGACGAAUCGAUCAAGAGACCGAAAAUUGGGAAGAAGAAGUUGAUGGGAGGUCUGCUGGAGGGAACAACGAUGAUUUUUUUCGAUUGGAUCUUGGUGGAUCAGUGGGAAGGUCGGUUAGCUUGAAACAGCUGUCAAAUAUUCUCGCAGCUACUCCCAUAAAUAAAGAGACAAUACCUCGAUCUCUGCCAGCAAUUCUUCCACACCUUACCCAUCUAUCACUCUCACAUCCUCCACGGUCGAUCUCUUGGCCUCGUCUUCUAGCUAUCACGCCCCAUCUCAAAACCAUUACUCAUCUCUCUCUGGCUUACUGGCCCGCUCCCUCACUUACACCAAACUCAAGCACUACUGUUUUUGAGUCUCCGAUAUCCGGAAGGAGAGAUAUUCAAUAUGGUGCUAGUAAUAUGUAUUCACGGACUUUAGAUGGAGACUUUUCGGAGUCGGCAUUGGUAUUGAAAAAAUUAGCAAGCGGAGUCUACGGGCUUGAAUACCUGGAUUUAGAAGGAUGCAUAGAUUGGAUACCAGCAUUAGAGGAUGUCAAUGGUGUUGAUUGGGGUAAUCAGUGGAGAAGGUUGAGCACUUUGAUAUUGAGGAGUGGGAUGAAGGAAGAGGGUCUGGAUUCCGAGGCGUCUGGUUUUGAAGGGUGGUCUGAAAAAGAAAAGCUUAUUUAUGGGAAGGCUAUAUCGGAUGGGUUGCAUGCCGAGCAUCAUAUUAAUAGGAUGAGGAAAAGCAAAGGGUUGCAAUGGAUGAAUAUGAUUGUCGACCCGGAUUCCAAAGGGAUUAGAUCGAGGGUCCCUAAGGAGUCUUCAGAAUCAAUUGCUACAGGUGCUCUUACUAGGAAUUGGAAUGACGAAUUGGCUACAGCGAUUGCUAAUAGUGCCUGGGAGUCUUAAGUUAGUUACGCAUUGCAUGGCGUUUGAUUGAUGAGCAUUAGGUUGGUAUAAGCGGGAUAUAUGGAUAGUUAAAUGAAUGGUCUCUUGAUGGUUGACUUUGUAUAUAAGGCACAGCGAGUAUAGAUUAGUCAUUGAAAUGCUCAUAGCAAAUAUUUUUAUGCCAAAAAUAGAAAUUGCAACAUGG
Molecule: messenger RNA, 2120 nt
Organism: Sclerotinia trifoliorum
Lineage: Eukaryota; Fungi; Ascomycota; Leotiomycetes; Helotiales; Sclerotiniaceae
Source: the annotation of a GenBank genome assembly